CAAUGACGCUGAGGAGGUUUCCCUUUAAAUACUUCAACUCUGAAGAACUUUGUUAGUGGAACAUUUCAUCUCUGAAGGACGAGUGUCAGGUUACGGAGUUUCGCUUGUGUGUGUUUCUCUCUGUCUCUCUCUCUCAAAAUUUACUGUUGACAGGAAACCUGGGAAGAUGGGAGACUGGAGUUUCUUGGAAAAGCUCCUCGAUGAAGUACAGGAACAUUCAACUGUGAUCGGUAAAAUCUGGCUCACCGUUCUCUUCAUCUUUCGGAUUCUCAUUCUGGGCACGGCUGCAGAGUACGUCUGGGGCGAUGAGCAGUCAGAUUUUAAUUGCAACACAGCACAGCCAGGUUGUGAGAAUGUCUGCUAUGACAAGGCUUUUCCAAUCUCUCACGUCCGCUACUGGGUGCUACAGAUCCUCUUUGUGUCAACACCGACACUUAUCUACUUAGGCCACGUGUUGCACAUAUCGAGGAAAGAAGAGAAGCUCAAACAGAAAGAAGAAACCUUGCGGUCCCAGCCUAGCAAAGACAGCCAAACUGACCUCAUUGUCAAAGAGAUUGAAAGAAAGAAGCAGAAGUAUGGCAUUGACGAGUCAGGAAAAAUCAAAAUCAAAGGGGCACUAAUGUGCACCUACACACUAAGUAUCGUCUCCAAAAUGAUAUUUGAACUGAGCUUUUGCUUUGGGCAGUGGUACUUAUAUGGCUUCGUAAUGCCUGCGGUUUAUGUUUGUGUUCGACCACCCUGCCCACAUAUAGUGGAUUGUUUCAUAUCUCGUCCUACAGAGAAGUCCAUUUUCAUUUUAUUUAUGUUUGCUGUAUCACUGAUGUCGCUCCUGCUAAACCUUCUGGAAAUACUCCAACUCAUUGGCAAGUGUAUUAUCAAAAACGUUCAGACCAACUCCUAUAAACAGAUCUAUGUAAAACCUUCUGACUUUCCAGGGAGUGCCUAUAUGGAAAAGGAAUCAUUGCCUGUGGACUACAUGUACACAGCUGUAGAAGGGAAUCAUGGACAUUACCAGAGUUGCAAUAAGUCCUCCUCUGAGCAGAACUGGACAAACUACACUACAGAACAAAGACUGGCAGACCAAAAGUUUAAUAGCAUGCCAUAUAACCUUUUGAGGAAGAUCCCUGACAAAACAGACCAAACCACAAUUCAGCCACCCAGGCCUAUUAGCCCGGCCAGCAGCCAAAGCAGUAGACGACGGCAAGAUGAUGUCACAAUCUGAUUUGAGCUGAACGUUAAUUAUAGCGUGAUUAAUAUUUAAGAAUGGUGAUGUUUUACAGUCUUUUUUGAGGGUUUUCAGUCAUCUAGGGGCAAAAAUGUGUAAGAAAGCCUGCAUCUAAUGUGAUCUAAUGUACAGAAUCAUUUAAGUGCAGUGUUACGAUGACAUGACCGCGCUAAACUGAAGAUAAGCACGUGUUUUUUAAUUAAAACACUGAAUGAAGUUACCAUUAUACUUUGUAAUUUAUUUCCCACUUACUGUACCUGGGAGAAGUUCUAAGGAGAAACAGUGUUCUGGGACUAAUUGCAAGAGCAAUGAUUUUUGGUCACUCUGAGCUAUCCAGCCCAUUCCUUGGGUUUUAUUUAAUUAUAUUUUGAACCAAUAGCAUUCCUGUAACGUAUGCCAGCAAUCCUAAAGAAAGAUUUAGUUAAGGGAGAGUGAAGUUUUAUUUAUUUAUUUUCUGCUCUUUGACACUCAUUUUGGAAAUAUUUUUCUCAUCCUUCCGCUUGGGUACCUCUGUUGUGACAUUUCCCAAUUGAGAUUGUAGGGUGUGUGAGACACAACUGUUGACAAGCCUUUGUUAACGCUGUUUUGAAACCAACUACUGGAAGGCUUACAAGAAUACAUUUAGGUGAGUUGCUUCUCAAGCUCAAUUUGAUAUUAACUUUCUCCUUUGCCCACCCUUGCUUCGCGUUUUGACACUCUCAAAGUAUCAACAACUAAGAGUACUUCAAUCAAAUCGGGAAUAACUUAGCAACCAACUAACAAUAAUCAUGAAACAAUAAACAACAUAAUGACAUAAAUACACCAAACUUGGUACGAAUAGAUUUAUUUAUUAGCUCUGAUAAACCAAAAAAUAUCCCGUUAUUAGCAACAGAUUAUGACAAGUGGUCUCGCACGCAUUCUGUCAAGUGACGGGCAAGAUUCUAUCUCAUGACAGUGAGUGAGUGCAUAUUCUAUUUCCUCACAUUUCUAAUUGAGGAAAUCUGCAAUACAACUCAAAUCUAAAUGGAAUCGGCAAUGAAUAUCGCAAAGAAUAUUUUCUCUAUGGCAUGCAUUAGAAACUUUGAGGAAUUGUGUAAGCUUUUGGAACACAUACUUAACGCUUCUUUAAUGUCAUGCAAUGAAUGCAUUCAAACUCUCCACAAUCACACAUUUUUUAUGGCGUUUAUGGGACAUCCAUGCCCCUGCAGGCUCCAACCUUGUGCAAGCUUAUGAGGAGAAUUGAUGAUCAGGAAGCCAUUCUGCUGAAAGCAUUUUUUAUUACUGAAUGGAUUCAUUGUAUAGUGUAGUAAUAGAUUAAUUUGUAGUAAGGAGAGAUAUCUUAAAGUAGUGUACAUACAAUUUAUUUGUUGUGAUCUUUACACGCUCAAUAAGUAAUAAAUGAGUUGUACUGAGAAAAAAAUAGAAGAUAAUGACUCUUUAUUUAAAAGAGACUGGGACUUCAGUGGAAAAAAUGGAUUUAUAAAGUAAUUCAAAAUACAACAAAAGGCUUUCUCUCGUCUCAGAUCUUCAAACCCUCUGCCUCAGUCAUGUGUAUUAUUCAUCAAUUUAUGAGCAUGGUUACUGGUCAUAAGCCCUCAACUUUUGUCUUUCCCUCAAUUCCAAACAAGUUCACUUACUGCUUUGUGCAAUGUGCCAUUGAAAGCAAAUUCUUGAUUUUUUAAAAUCAUAAUGUGCAGGCAAUCUAUUGCUUAGUUAAUUUAUCGUUUUUCAAAAUGGAUAUGUACUGUAACGUUGGUUUUCCAUGGGCAUUUCUGUAAGUACCUGAAGAUUUUAAACUUCAUAACAUAAAAGCUGUGAUCCUAAAUAAUACUCAACAGGACUGAGAGAGGGGGAUAACAGCAUUGUAGCUCAUUUUAAAGGACAAUUAUGAAUUUUAUUUACAGACUCGUUCAUUGUCCAGCUUGUAAUAAGGCCUAAGGUGGGGCCUACAAUUAAAAUGCAUUACAAAAUACAACAUGACAGCACAUUUUCAGCAUUUUUUUUCCUGUCAGCUAACAACACCAUAAUCAGCAAAAGAACAAGAACAGAACUGACAGAGAUACAAGAUGUGAGCUUAAGUGUGAAACCCAGUUCGUUGAUUGUGCCUCGCACAAAUCACCUAGAAAUUAAAAUGGCAAUGGAUGCCAUUUGACUUUCGUGAUCUGAGUUGAUAUCCCUCAAGUAAGAUUUUUACUUCAAACUCUUGACACAAUUGCAGCCAUUUCACUAAACUGUGGAAAGUAGGGACAUGAUUUGAUUAGAUUCUGCAUUAGUUAACAUGUUUUGUAUUAUCUGAUAAUGUUAAAUUCUCGAUGUCUUUUGAACUGCUGAACAAAAUAAAACUUAAGAAACAAGAC
Molecule: messenger RNA, 3561 nt
Organism: Mobula hypostoma (lesser devil ray)
Lineage: Eukaryota; Metazoa; Chordata; Chondrichthyes; Myliobatiformes; Myliobatidae
Product: gap junction alpha-4 protein-like
Exons: 2
Coding region: 167-1222 (351 amino acids)
Biological process (GO): cell-cell signaling
Cellular component (GO): connexin complex
Molecular function (GO): gap junction channel activity
Source: RefSeq, a predicted model, not a curated record